Messenger RNA from Asparagus officinalis (garden asparagus), 2111 nucleotides. RefSeq names its product MLO protein homolog 1-like. Gene Ontology annotation, biological process: defense response. Gene Ontology annotation, cellular component: membrane. The record is from RefSeq and is a predicted model, not a curated record. Bases 68 to 1804 code for a protein of 578 amino acids. NCBI's taxonomy places the organism in Eukaryota, Viridiplantae, Streptophyta, Magnoliopsida, Asparagales, Asparagaceae. The transcript has 13 exons.
CCUCUUAGCUGGUCUCCUUCCUGCAUUUUAGAGCGAGAAGUAGGGGGAGAGAGAUCUAGAGAGAGAGAUGGCCGGAAAUGCUGGAGACCGGCCGCUUACCGAGACACCGACGUGGGCGGUGGCGCUGGUGUGCUUAGUGAUGGUGGUCAUAUCUAUGCUCAUGGAGCACGGCAUUCAUAGUCUCGGACACUGGUUUCACAAACGGCAUAAGAAGGCUAUGAAUGAAGCCUUGGAGAAGAUCAAAGCAGAGUUGAUGCUUUUGGGUUUCAUAUCCCUGCUGCUUACUGUUGGACAAGAUCAAAUUUCCAAAAUAUGCAUCCCUGCUAAAGCAGGGAAAAUUAUGCUCCCAUGCGAGGGUAAACAUGAUAACGAUAAUGAUAAUGAUGAUGAUGACCAUGACAACAGGAGAAAAUUACUCUCGCUCAAUGAUGAUGGACACUGGCGCCGUGUUCUAGCAGGGACAGUGAUUGAUCAUUGCUCCAAGUAUAAAGAUAAAGUACAACUGAUCUCACAAACUGGAAUACAUCAGUUGCAUAUAUUUAUCUUUGUACUUGCUGUAUUCCAUGUUCUGUAUAGCGUUCUCACAAUGGCUUUAGGAAAAGCAAAAAUGAGGAGAUGGAAAGCUUGGGAAGCAGAGACUGCCUCACUAGAAUAUCAAGUUUCUAAUGACCCCUCUAGGUUCAGGUUUACUCAUCAAACUUCUUUUGUGAGGCGCCACGUGGGCAUGUCUAGCACUCCGGGUGUAAGAUGGAUAGUAGCAUUUUUCAGACAAUUCUUUGCUUCAGUGACAAAGGUGGACUACUUGACAAUGCGCCAUGGCUUUAUUAAUGCUCAUUUAUCUCCAAACAGCAAAUUUGAUUUUCAUAAAUAUAUAAAGAGGUCUCUAGAAGAUGACUUCAAGGUCGUUGUUGGCAUCAGGUCGUAUAUCUCUCACUUUAAUGAUACUAUACAGAUUUCUAUUACCAUAUUUCUGAUUUUACUAAUUACUUUCAACAGCUUCCCAUUAUGGCUUAUGGCAAUCAUCAUAAUGUUACUUGAUGUAUAUAAAUGGUACACGCUCGUAUGGAUAUCUUUUGUGCCGCUUAUAGUUCUGCUGCUGGUUGGUAUGAAACUAGAAAUUAUCAUCAUGGAGAUGGCUCAUCAAAUUCAAAAUAAAACAACUGUGGUCAAGGGAGCCCCAAUCGUUGAACCAAGUAACUCGUAUUUUUGGUUCAAUAAGCCCAGGUGGAUUCUUUUCCUCAUACAAGUGACCUUAUUUCAGAAUGCAUUCCAGGUGGCACACUUUUUGUGGAUAUGGUAUUCAUUUAGCUUGAGAUCUUGUUUUCAUGAUAACCUUCCACUUAGUAUUGUGAAGGUUGCAAUGGGCAUUGGUCUUCAAAUAAUGUGUAGCUAUAUCACAUUCCCACUUUAUGCUUUGGUGACACAAAUGGGUUCACACAUGAAGAAGACAAUUUUCGAAGAACAAACUGCAAAAGCUCUACUCAAGUGGCGAGAAGCAGCAAGAGAAAGGAAAAAGCAUAAAGGAGGCAGGUCAGAUGUUCCGUCAGGAUACACGAGCGGUGAAAAUACACCUAGCAGAGAGUCAUCGCCAGUACAUUUACUUCACAAGUACAUGUACAAGUCAAGUGCAGCAGAUGUAGAAAGCAUAUCAAAUUCACCAAGAUUUUACCACUCAGACAAUGAUGCCUCUGAGAUGGAGGCUCCAACAUUUAAAUGGCGUGGUGAAUAUGAACCUAGGAGAUCGGAUCCUAAACCUGAAGAUGCAAAUAUUGUAAUCCGGGAUUUCACUUUUGGUUCACCUUAACAAUGAACUGUUGAGCAAUUUUCCAGAUGGGCUGUACUAAUGAAAGCAAUGAGAUAUCUUAUGUGAAUAUGUAACAUGGAAGAAUACUACCCCUAUAAAUUCUUUAUAGAUUACAGGAAGAUAAGUAUUUGUGUCCAUAAAUCUGAAUUAAAAUCGGACAUUCAUAUUUCUAUUAAGGAAAAGCUGCUGACUCCUAUUUUUCUAUGACUUCUUGAAAAUUAACCUCCUGAAUAGUAAGAGAUCAUAAUGUCAUAAUGAAACAGUUUUUACCAUAUAUACUUACAUAAUUAACAGGGAAAGGAACUUG